This is a messenger RNA of Linum trigynum, 1348 nucleotides long. NCBI's taxonomy places the organism in Eukaryota, Viridiplantae, Streptophyta, Magnoliopsida, Malpighiales, Linaceae. The record is from the annotation of a GenBank genome assembly.
AGCGCUCUUCUUCUUCCUCACUCGACCGACUGUGCUAGUAGUCGACCUCGGACCGAUCGAUCCAAUUGUAGCUUGAUUUCCGAUCGAAUUUUUUCUGGGUUUUGCUCCUUCUUUGUUUCUGAGCGAUCUGUCUCUGAUUUCUUCAGGGAUUUGUUGAUGCUUUUCUAAUACACAGUGUGCUAGACAGAGAUGGAUCGCCAAGACCCUUCAAGUUCAACAUUUGAACAGUUCUACCGCUGUUACCCUGUCGCUUUCCUGGAUAAGCCGCAUCUGGAGAAAGGAAACAAAGUUAUCAUGCCACCCUCAGCUCUUGAACGACUGGCAUCCCUUCAUAUUGACUACCCAAUGCUCUUUGAGCUCCAUAACCCUUCUAUUGAACGAGUCACACAUUGUGGAGUUCUCGAAUUCGUUGCAGAAGAGGGUUUGAUCUACUUGCCAUAUUGGAUGAUGGAGAACCUCCUCCUGCAAGAGGGAGAUCUUGUGCAGCUGAGAAAUGCCAGCCUGGAAAAGGGAACUUAUGUCAAACUGCAGCCACACUCCAUGGACUUCUUAGAUGUUUCCAACCCCAAAGCAAUUUUGGAGACCUCCUUGAGGAAUUACUCUUGUUUGACAACCGGUGAUACCAUCUUGGUUGCAUACAACGACAAGAAGUACUACAUCAAUAUAGUGGAGACAAAACCCUCUGCUGCAGUGAGCGUUGUGGAAACAGAUUGUGAAGUAGACUUCGCUCCACCUCUGGAUUAUAAAGAACCUGAGAAACCUGCUCCUACUUCAAAGGCCAACAACGCCCUACCUGAAGUUCUAGAGGAGGAGCCACCGUUAAAGAAGUUCAAUGCAUUUACCGGUUCAUCGAGACGACUUGAUGGCAAACAGUUAGCAGAACUAGCUGAAUCAACUGCAAGUUCUGUUGUCAAACAACCUCAGAUAGAGGGCAAAGAAAACAGCAAUGAUUCGAAGUCUGCGUUGGCCUCUGCUUCGGUUCAGCAGUCUGGGAAAUUGAUCUUUGGUGCCAACCAAAAGCGCCCCCGAGAAAGAGAUGAAACCACAAAUAUCCCGGCAAAGAAAAGAAGUCAAGAGCCAGAGAAAGGGGAGCAAGAACCAAAGUUCCAUGCAUUCACUGGGAAGAAAUAUACACUCAAGGAUUAGUAUUUGGCGAUAGCUUUUAGCCCACAAGAGAUGUAGAGCACAGAUUCGUCCGUGUAAUAGUUGGCUCUUUCAUAGUUCAUUUUCUAUGUACACAGUUAGGGGUGUGUAUACAGAUUCGACCAAAUCGGCAUCUGGACUGAAUCGUACCGAACCUAAUAUAAUUUGAUCUGGUUAUUGGAUCUAAUGAAUAUUAUAAGUACUA